ACCAGUUCAAAGGAGGAGGCGUGGAUAGGACUUUUGUUACCUGUAUUAGAGUACCUGCAGCUACAUGGAAAGAAUUUAAGAUGUCGUCAAGGGAGAGGAACUGCAACCGAUGUGUCACGGCUUCAAUACAGACGAGAUUCUAUUGAAAAAGAGGACAUUGCACCGGGUGUAAAUGUACCUGGCGCUAGCAAGAACAAGUGAGAAUACAUAACUUGCCCUACUUUGAUACAAAGGACGAAAUAUAAGAACGCUUCACUCGAGAAUUCAUCUUUCUCCUCGACCCCUCUCUCUCUCUCAUAAGUGUUUCGUUUUUUAACACGCACGUUUUGGAUCAACAUCACUCUGCGACUCUCACCUGUGACGCGUUGACAAUGGAUUUCAGACGGCUAAAUAUUUCAAAGGUGUUUAGAUUUGACAUUUUGGAAAACAGAAGUUACAGGCCUAUCUGCAUCUGGAAAGGUUAGGUAUUGUAGUGUUGCCAAUGUGAACGUAAGCGUGACCAUUUCAUUCUAGUGAAUGGCCAGUCCCAGAAGCGGUUAUGAUCAUGCACAGACCCCUCCGAAGGUGGACUUUUUACGUCUUCUUGUGUUUUGGCAUCAUCUACUUAAGGCUUGGGGCCCUGUCUUCCGUGGUGGCAUUGGGUGCCAACAUCAUCUGCAACAAGAUCCCUGGGCUGGCCCCUCGUCAGAGGGCCAUCUGCCAGAGCCGCCCGGAUGCCAUCAUCGUGGUGGGGGAGGGCGCCCAGCUGGGCAUCAACGAGUGUCAGUACCAGUUUCGCUACGGCCGGUGGAACUGUUCCGCCCUGGGGGAGAGGACUGUCUUCGGACAGGAGCUGCGAGUAGGUAGCCGGGAAGCUGCGUUCACGUACGCCAUCACGGCCGCCGGCGUAGCCCAUGCCAUCACGGCAGCGUGUAGCCAGGGCAACCUGAGCCAGUGUGGCUGUGACCGGGAGAAGCAGGGUUACUAUAACCAGGAAGAAGGCUGGAAGUGGGGAGGCUGCUCGGCAGACAUCAAGUACGGCGUUGAGUUCUCCAGGAGGUUCGUGGACGCCCGCGAGAUCAAGAAGACCACGCGCCGGCUGAUGAACCUCCACAACAAUGAGGCAGGGAGAAAGGUCCUGGAGGAGCGGAUGAAGUUGGAGUGUAAGUGUCAUGGUGUAUCAGGCUCCUGCACCACCAAAACCUGCUGGACGACCCUGCCCAAGUUCCGAGAGAUCGGCUACGUCCUGAAAGACAAGUACAACCAGGCGGUCCACGUGGAGGUGGUCCGGGCCAGCCGACUACGCCAGCCCACCUUCCUCAAGGUGAAGAAGACCCAGGGCUACCGCAAACCCAUGGAGACCGACCUCGUCUACAUCGAGAGGUCGCCCAACUACUGCGAGGAGGAUGCAGCCACGGGGAGCGUUGGCACCCAGGGGAGGCUGUGUAACCGCACCUCGCCCCACACGGACGGCUGCGACCUCAUGUGCUGUGGCCGGGGUUACAACACGCACCAGUACACCAAAGUGUGGCAGUGCAACUGUAAGUUCCAGUGGUGCUGCUUCGUCAAGUGCAACACAUGCAGCGAGAGGACGGAGGUGUUUACCUGCAAAUAAAGGGGCAUGACAUAACGGACCUACAGUACGGUACUAUGAUUGGGAGGGGCGUGGCAGGACUAGCUGGAUGACAAGGAAGACCCCCAGAGGAAUGUCUUGGAACAGGAAUAGUGAGAGAUUUAAAAAUAAAAAGGAAUGGAAUGUUCAAUAUCAGCUCUUCAUGGCAUCGUUUUGCACAGCAGAAUCUAUAUGAGCUUUUUAAAAGAAAAGUGAGGGCUAAAUAUCAAUAGGUAAUAAUACUAAAAUCUUUGACUGACUGAGAAAGAAUAAUGUGUGAUCAUGUACUGAUGUAAAAGUUAGGACUACAGGAAGCAAAUGGUGCCUGGAUGGGAACUGUGCAUUGCACUCUGGGAUUUGUAGUUAUUUUUUUCACAGAAUGGCUUCUUCAUGGAACAUAAAGACAGACUCUGGAGAUGUGGUAGAAAAUGACAGUAACUGUUGAGGGAUGAGACUGGCAUGAGACUCUAAAAGUCUUUUAGUGAGAACUUUUGAGUUUUACUUUCUUUUUCCACAGAGGGAGAGAGCAGAGGUGAAUAUUUGAGCCCCCAAACUUGAGGUGUUUUCUUUUUGGAGCUGUAUAGACAUGAAGAACGCUGUGUAAGUGUGGUGCCUUGGGGCGCAUUGAAAGUGGAGAAGUCUCUAUAGUAAGCCCUCUGCUGCCAACUGGAAUACGGUGGAGUAUGUUAGUUUUCCAGUCACACUGGAACUGUCUGUUUGAACACUGAAAAUAAAUUGUUUAUUUAUGUUAUAGUAUCUUAAAACAAAGCACUAACGGGUAGAAAUGUCUUUUUUUGUACUAAGUGUAAAAAUUACUUUUUAGAAAACUCUGACUGAAGAUAAUGCGUGUCUUUUAGAAUAUGGCCCCAUCCCACUAUCAAUCCCCCUUUUUCUAAAAUGGUUUCAUUGCUACUGGUGUGUUGACUACAUAAAAAAUCAACAAUACAGGGUAUUUCACAUCACAAUCAAUCACAUUGGUUAUAUUUUGCUGUAGCAUAGCUUUUGUUUGCAGUCAUUUAUGCAGCAGACGUUAGGCCUACAUCCUGUCUGGGUUAUUUAGCAUAGACAGUAGCAAGAGAACUCAUCUCUUAACCGCAAAGAUCCUUCCUCAAUUAUUUAAACAUGAUAUUGCUGGAUGUAUUGUAGAGUGCACUGAUAUUAUUUUCUAUUCAGAAACGACCAAAAUUAAAAAGAAAUAAUCUCCCA
Molecule: messenger RNA, 2797 nt
Organism: Salmo salar (Atlantic salmon)
Lineage: Eukaryota; Metazoa; Chordata; Actinopteri; Salmoniformes; Salmonidae
Gene: wnt7bb
Product: wingless-type MMTV integration site family, member 7Bb
Biological process (GO): positive regulation of JNK cascade; neuron differentiation; multicellular organism development
Cellular component (GO): extracellular region
Molecular function (GO): frizzled binding; cytokine activity
Source: RefSeq, a predicted model, not a curated record